This is a messenger RNA of Lolium rigidum, 2565 nucleotides long. Its product is annotated as fimbrin-5-like. Gene Ontology annotation, biological process: actin filament bundle assembly; actin filament network formation. Gene Ontology annotation, molecular function: actin filament binding. Lineage: Eukaryota; Viridiplantae; Streptophyta; Magnoliopsida; Poales; Poaceae. The record is from RefSeq and is a predicted model, not a curated record. The coding region runs from base 1 to 2565 and encodes 854 amino acids. Gene Ontology annotation, cellular component: actin filament; actin filament bundle; cytoplasm. The transcript is spliced from 15 exons.
AUGUCUAACUUCUUUGGUGUUCUUGUGUCCGAUCCAUGGCUCCAGAGUCAGUUCACACAAGUGCAGCUCCGAACGCUGAAAACAAAAUUUCUGUCCGUGAAGAAAUCGGAUGCCGAUAAUGUAGCUAUUAAAGACUUGCCGCCGGUGAUGGAGCAGCUUAGGGGCCUUCAUGAGGUUCUAUCCGAGGAAGAGAUCAGGAAUUUUUUGAGCGAGUCUUACCCAGACAUGAACCAAUCAAUAGAGUUUGAGCCGUUUCUUAGGGAGUACUUAAAUCUCCAAGCAAAGGGGACCAGCAAAGCUGGAGGCAAAAAGAAAUUGAAGGGAUCUGUGUCAUUUUUGAAGGCUUCUACUACUACUCUGAUGCACGUCAUUAAUGAGUCUGAAAAAACUUCUUAUGUGAAUCAUAUCAAUAAUUUUCUGGGAGAGGAUUCUUUCCUGAAAAACUUCUUGCCAUUGGACCCUGAAUCAAAUGAUAUAUUCAAUCUUGUUCGGGAUGGUGUACUACUUUGCAAGUUGAUCAAUGUUGCUGUUCCGGGCACUAUAGAUGAGAGAGCAAUCAAUACUAAGAAGGAUCCUAAUCCAUGGGAGAGGAAUGAGAACCACAACCUUUGUCUCAACUCUGCAAGGGCCAUUGGCUGCACUAUUGUUAACAUUGGGACACAAGAUUUGAUUGAAGCUAGACCUCAUCUUGUUCUUGGUUUGCUAUCGCAAAUCAUAAAGAUACAACUCUUAGCUGAUUUGAAUUUGAAGAAAACGCCACAGCUGUUGGAGUUGUUCGCUGAUGAUAAUAGCAAGGAAGCAGAGGAGGUUGUUACCUUAGCACCAGAUAAGAUGUUGCUCAAAUGGAUGAACUUUCAUAUCAAGAAAGCAGGGUACAAAAAAACUGUUACAAAUUUCUCUACUGAUGUUAAGGAUGGUGAAGCGUAUGCUUACCUUCUCAGCGCCCUUGCCCCUGAGCUUAGCUCGACGACUAUGAUAGAAACUACAGAUCCUAAAGAAAGGGCAAAGAAAGUACUUGAAACUGCUGAAAAGCUUGAGUGUACAAGAUAUGUAACAUCUAAAGAUAUUGUUGAGGGUUCAGCAAAUCUCAACUUGGCAUUCGUUGCACAAAUAUUCCAGCAGAGAAAUGGUCUAUCAACGAACACUGUGGCUCCUGUCCAAGAUACUCCUGACGAUGUGGAAGCAUCUAGGGAAGAGAGAGCAUUUCGCUUGUGGAUCAACAGUCUUGGAAUUGCAACUUAUGUCAAUAAUUUGUUUGAGGAUGUUAGGACUGGAUGGGUCCUGUUGGAGGUGCUUGACAAAAUUUCUCCAGGAUCAGUUAACUGGAAGCAAGCGUCAAAACCUCCAAUCAUCAUGCCAUUUAGGAAGGUGGAAAACUGCAACCAGGUUAUAAAAAUCGGGAAGGAGUUAAAAUUUUCUCUUGUAAAUGUAGCAGGAAAUGAUAUUGUUCAGGCAAACAAGAAACUAAUUCUAGCUUUCCUGUGGCAACUCAUGAGGACCAGCAUCCUGCAACUGCUAAAGAACUUGAGAUUCCACUCUAAAGACAAAGAAAUUACAGAUUCUGACAUUCUUAUAUGGGCGAAUGAUAAGGUCAAGGAAUCAGGCAAAACAUCCCAUAUUGAAAGCUUCAAGGAUAAAAGCAUAUCCGAUGGUGUGUUCUUCCUUGAGCUUCUAAGCGCUGUUAAGCGUACGGUUGUUGAUUGGAGUCUGGUCAAGAAGGGGGAGGAUGAUGACGAGAAGAAGUUGAACGCAACAUACAUCAUAAGUGUCGCCAGGAAGCUCGGGUGUACCGUAUUCUUGUUGCCAGAGGACAUAAUGGAGGUAAAUCAUAAGAUGAUUCUUACUCUUACUGCAAGCAUCAUGUACUGGAGCCUGCAGAAGCAAGGGCCUUACGAAGGUGCUGGGUCAGCAGCACCACAAGAAGUUCUUCCAGAGGAAGAAGAAGAGGUGGAAGAGGAGGAGGAAGACGAAGAAGAGGAGGUUGAAGAUGGUGUAAGUUUUGCUCGUCCUCGAGCUGGUUGUCUGGGUAAUGCUGCUGGAACUCCUCGCGUGGUUACCAAGUUGCCUCCUCCUCGGAAAGGCCCUCCCACUGCACCAACAAGUGCCAAACAUCACGACGAAGCUGAGCGCGGAGCACCUUGGCCGGGCUGGGCAGCAGACGACCCUCGGCCGUCGGCGGAAGUGGUGGAGUGGCCACCGGCGGAACACCGCGAUAGGGGCUUCAGCUCCCACGUGGAAGACGGCGUGAAUGCGGGCCCCCUCAGGCAACUGAAGUCUGUACGCCAUGGUCCCAAUCCGCUCGACGAUGACGAAGGGCCCCGCAUAGCGCGGACCAAGUUUGCUCUUGGCACGCGGGUCGAGGGACUGGUGAGAGCGGUGCAACAGGCGAAGCCACACCCAGUCACCCACCGCAUACUCAACCUCGCGGUGACGCCCGUCAUAGUAGUGCUUGGCGACCUGCUGAGCUUGGACAAGACGCUGCCGCACCUCGGCCAGCAUCUCGUCGCGGGCGCGGAUGAGCUCGCCAGCUGCCUCCGUCCGCGCCGUCGCUGGAUCCACCGGUAG